AUGAAGUGUAAUGAAUUAAUAAAUAAAAUAUGUUGGGGAUUAAAAAUAUAUUUUGCAUAUGGAUUUUUAAUGUCAAUUUUCAUACAAAUUACAAUAUUAUUAAUUAUUAACGUUAUUAUUUUACCAAUAUAUAUUUUAUAUCGUCCAUUAUAUCAAUGGAUAUUUCAAAGAGUAACAGAAGUAUAUAUGAUGUAUUUUCCAUUAGUAUUUUAUUAUAUUAAUGGUAAUAGAAUUUAUGUCUCUGGAGAUAAAAUGAUUGAAAACGCUAAUGCCAUUUGGAUUAGUAAUCACAGUCAUUGGGUUGAUUUUGUUCCAGUUUGUUUAGUUGCUCCAAAAUGUGGGAGAAUUGGUUCAAUGAGAUAUUUUAUGAAAGAUGAUAUAAAAAAGAUUCCUUUCAUUGGAUUUGGUUUUUAUAUGAUGGAUAGUAUUUAUCUUAAAAGAAACUUUCAACUAGAUCAACAUCAUAUCAAUGAAACGUUUAAACGGUUUAGAAAUAAAUAUUAUCCUUUCUGGCUUAUUAUCUUCCCAGAGGGUACUCGUGCAAAACCUGAAAAAAUUGUUGAAGCACAAAAAUAUUGUUUAGAACAUAAAUUACCUAUUUAUAAGAACUUGUUAAACCCAAGACACACAGGACUUUUUGUUUCAUUAAAACAAUUAAGAAAUGUUGUUCCUUAUGUUUAUGAUAUUACUUUAGGUUAUCCAAACACUGUUAGUUUAGCUUCUUGUUUCUGUCCUGGUGAAGGUGUUAAUAUUCAUAUGAAUGUAAAUCGUAUUGACGUUAAAGACAUUCCUGAAGAUGAAAAUGAGUUUAAACAAUGGCUAAGUAAUAUUUGGAAACACAAAGAUGAACUAGUAGAUUAUUAUAAGGAAAAUGGUCAUUUUCCUGGACAUGAAGAGUUGUACCCAUUAAAAUUUACAUGGGCAGAUUUUACUAGUUAUAUGAGUCAAGAAUGUUUUUCAUUACCUUAG
Messenger RNA from Entamoeba dispar SAW760, 969 nucleotides. RefSeq names its product 1-acylglycerol-3-phosphate acyltransferase, putative. Gene Ontology annotation, molecular function: 1-acylglycerol-3-phosphate O-acyltransferase activity. Lineage: Eukaryota; Evosea; Mastigamoebida; Endamoebidae. Gene Ontology annotation, cellular component: endomembrane system. Bases 1 to 969 code for a protein of 322 amino acids. The record is from RefSeq and is a predicted model, not a curated record. The transcript has a single exon.